AUGUACGCCGCGCAGCUCCGCUCCAAGGACGAGAUCUUGGCCAUCCGUGCUGCCGAGCGCGAGUACGCCAAGCGCGUACUAGUGGCGCAAGAGACGCUUAAAGUUGUGCGUGAAGAGCUGGCCACGUGCUACCGCGAGAACGGUGUGAACCACAAGAUGGCCUGCAAGGGUAUUCGCGAGGAGUACGCCAAGCUCAUCCAGGACCCCACCCACGGCGCUGGCUACCCGGUAGGCUAUCGGGAGCAAGACAUGACUCAAAUUAAUGGCAAAAAGGGAAGGAAGUAG
Phytophthora infestans T30-4 is the source of this 285-nucleotide messenger RNA. RefSeq lists its product as uncharacterized. NCBI's taxonomy places the organism in Eukaryota, Oomycota, Peronosporomycetes, Peronosporales, Peronosporaceae. Bases 1 to 285 code for a protein of 94 amino acids. The record is from RefSeq and is a predicted model, not a curated record. The transcript has a single exon.